GAAGUAGUGUCUUAACGAAAACGAAGAUUUCGCUUCCCAAGUAGCUUAUGUUGUGGAAAUUGCUGACUACUUGAAGUCGCCGUUACCCAAUAAUCGCCGAGAUCGUGAUUAGAAAUCGAGAUACUCGUUUCGCACUGAUCUGCAAAGUAGCUUGUGCAUCUGCUCAAAAUCUUCAGGUACAUAUCAGGGGCUAUCAACAUAGAAAGGUUGAACAAAUUUUAAAAGAAACUUUAGAUAGUAAAAUGGACAGACCUAUAAAUCCUGUAAUGAACAGUACUGAUGCACGAACCCUUGAUGAAUACAUUAUGUCUUGGAAUGUAGAUGAACCCUUGAUUGGACUCAAUUAUGUAAUUGAAUACCAACGUGAUGGAGGAAGAGAGCCAAUGUAUGAAUGCACAUUAUGUGACUUUACAGGAUAUCUGCGCAUAUUUGUUUUACACCUUGGUGGUUUCAAGCACAGAAUGAAUUAUAUGACAAAAGAAUAUCCAGAGAUGAUGAAAUGGGAUGGAACUAAACUAAAGCAAGAGGAAUUGUCCGAUAUUGUUAAAGAAAGAGCUGCUAUUAUUGAGAAAUUGGAAGGAAGGAGGAGCAUGCAGGUCGUCAGAGGACAGGAUCCACCCAGCACUAUUGGUAUGGUUAAAAGAGUCCCACUUCCAAGCAACAGUUGGCAGCAAGAAUGGGAAAGAAAUCCCUCGAGGAUGGAACAAGAAUUGAUCGAAGGUAUAAGGAACCAAAGAGAGCUACCUAUGAGAAACGAGAUAAUGUUUUCAAUUCCAAGAGAUGAUGGGCAGUAUGGAGCAGACUUCAGAACUUCUGAUAACUUUUCUGAUUGGAGGAGGGAUGGUAAAGACUUGUAUGGAGAAAAUGUUGGAGCUACUGAUAGAUUUGCAGAUAACAGAAUGCAAUACAGAGAAAAUAUUUCAAGUGGAUAUACCGACUGGCAUAGAAACAACGAAGAACAAUAUGUAGAACCCACUGUAGGUUAUAAUCAAUAUUCUAACCAGCGAAUAGAUGAUAGAGGAGGACCACAUGGAGAUCAUAUACAAGAAGCACCUGGAUAUGCUGACUGGAGAAAAGUCCACCAACAGGAAUCUGGAAAUGAUUUCAGGAGUUCAGAGAGAUAUUCAAAUACAAGAAAUGAUGAGCAGCCUCCAUAUUUAGGUGAUGGUAGAUGCACAGACUACAGGAGAAAUGAUCGAAAAUAUGAAGAUGAAUAUAGUGCAAGAGAACAAACUGGGAAGUCAGACUACUGGAUGGAGCAGAAGGGUGAAUUUUCCCAACCACAGAAUUUUUCAGAUUUGGGUGAUCCUAAAAGAAAGAAACUGUAUGACUAUUUGCAAAACUUUAAGAUAAAAAGUGAAGAUGAUGCCAGUUUUGUUCUGAAGGUGACAAAAACUUUGAAAGAUGCCUUAAUCAGUUACUAUCAAAAGAAAGAAACUGACCCAGCCAUGAGGGCAACAUUGGAUCAGAGAACCACAAGAUCCAUCGGUACAUCAGAUGGCUAUUCCAGAUAUAAUCCUGAUGUGUCAGCUUCAGCGGUACGAGACUCAGAAAUCUCCAGAGGUGUUUAUGAUUGGAAGCAGGAUACUUUGGCAACAAACAUGAGACAAACACAUGAUUCCACUUUGUACCUAUCCUCUGCCACUUCUGCCAGAGAUUCUGCAUUGUAUUCCUCUUUAAGCAGAGGCUAUUCAUCAGAUUAUAAAUCCAAUACACAGGAUGUAAACUGGGGAACAAAUGCAAACAAUACCUAUUAUGGUCGCUAAGUUCAUAGCAAAGGUAUAUAAAGGAUUAAUGGAAGGAUAGGGGUGUUCAUUCUGAACAUGGCACAGCUGCAGCACACCACAAUCAACAAGCGCCAUGUAUAUCUUUUCCACUGAUUUAUCUGUGGGUUUUUUCCAGUUUUCCUUAAAUAUUCAGUACCUCUUUACAGAUUAACUAUGAGGUGCAAUGCGUAGAUCACAUAACGGUCCUCUUUGCUCUGUUUGAUGUAUACAAUUGAAAUGAAAUGAAAUUAAUAUCCUUUCCCAUUCCCACACUCCCUGCUACCCCCACCCCUGUCCUGAACCCCCAAACAUAGAUGCUGUUUUAUUGAUAGUAACAUGAUCCAUCAGCAAGCAAGCCAUAUUACUGGAAUUAAUGAUUUAAUAGCUUCCUUAAUUUUGCUUUUCUCCUUUCAUUCCAUACAACAUAUCACCCGAUGCUCCUUGUUUUUUGUUUCUGAUGGUCUCAGGGGGUGCAAUUCUACAGGCACCAGUAAUUGUUAAUCUACCUGACAUGUAAACAUUUAAAUCCUGGCAGGCAUCACAUUUGUCCCCAAAUGCUGUCAAUAAGUGUAUUUGUAGUAGGAAUCACUUGUGACAUGAAAAGCAGGACUCCUGUCUGCCUUUCUCUUUCCCUAGUCUCCCUUCUCCAACUCCUACCUUCCCUAACAAGGACCACACAGACCACUGCUUUCUGAUCCAAAAUCAACCAACACUGCUUUUACUGGACUGGCCAAUCCUUAUGGUUUAAUCACAAGUUUAGGAUGAGAGAUGCACAUUUCUGAUUUUUUUUAAAAUCCAACAUGAAGUUGCACACUGCAAUUAACAACUGGUGGGCGAUGUCCAAAAGAAAAUUCAAUUAUAACGCAUUCAGAUGAUUUGAUGUUUUCAGAACAAGUCAAUCAUAACUAGGUUAAGAACCUUCAUAUAUUGUUCACAUACCUGAUGGGGAGCAGAAGAAUCUUUUCAACAAUUUUAUUUAUUUCAAUUGGUCAAACAUUCAGCCCACUUAGAGUUUAAAUUGAAGACACAUCAGUGUCUUUCCCUCAGACACACUUGCCUUGUCCAUCAGAUGCUAAUAAGAGAUAACAUUCAGAAAGGGGAGCAGAAAGCAGUGAUAUAAUGAAUUGCAUGGCAUUGAUUUUGGGGGUGGGGGGCUGGGGGAAGGUUCCCUUCAUUGCUAGUUUGUGAGAAGCCUGGAAAACCAGCAAAAAUUCUUAAUUAUCCGGUUAAACAAGAAUGUUAAAUUCUCCCCAUGCUGUGUUGGUUAUAGCAGUCUUAACAAGUGCCCACUGCUUUCUAAUAAGCAAAAGCUUCCUGCUGAUGGAUGGAAUGAAGCAUCUAUGAUUUGAUAGCUGUGGACAUUUUAUGCAAUGACAGAUGAUUACGGAUGAGUUUCAGGAUAAUUAUAGCAACAUUCAAAUAUAAUGCUCAUUGAGCAGUUCAAAAUAUAGACAUCUAUUGUUUCUACACCUGAAUAUUUUUAAAUGUAUUACUAACAUAAUGAGUUGAUUUUGUCUUCUUGUUGAACUUGGUAGUAGAGAAAAUGAGUGCAGGCAAUGAGACUAAUUUUGGAAAACAUCAUGAAGGCAGUCAUAAUACAACAUGAUUGGUUAAUUAAUGUCAAAAAGCUGCUGUUGGUGCAUGAGAGUGAUUUGUAUUUUUGUCAUGUAUAUAAUAUAUGGAUUUCUAAAAACCUGGGUUGAAGAAGCAAUUUUUCUGCUGGGCAUGAGCAGAAUGGUACAUGUGCCUGAGUUUAUUUUGUUAAUGUUUUCAUUAGCUUGACUUCAUAGAUUAACAAAGUUAAUUUCAGAAAUGUGUGUACAUACAUGCAUCCAAAUAUAAAUAUCCUAACGCUCAUACUUAUUUUUGUGAAAAUGUUAACUAAUUGUUUGUCGGAUUUUCCUUGCAACUUUUAAAUGGAACAACCUUUUCAUCAGUUAUACUGUAUAUGUGGACAUUGAUUCGUAUUAGAAAAGAUAAAUAGAGAAAUAUACAUGAUCAUAGAUCACUUCCUCAAUUGGACAAUUCUAAGUAUGCAGGUAUUGUGAAUUUAGAUUAUUUUAAAGUUGUACCAUAUAUUUCAAAAAGAUUGUUUUAAUCUCCAAUUGGCAGCUGUGAUUAUUUUCAGAGCUGUAACUCUUUUCACUUUGAAUCAUUUGGCAUUGGUAUUUAAAUGUUUGUUAGUGCACAGUUCAAGAUUUUAUCUAUAGAAUAGCCAUCUUAUUUUUCUGUGAACUGUAUUUUGAAUAAGAUGGUUUCCAGUGUUGAAAUGAGAUGUUUUAAACAAAAUGACUACCCAAUCCUGCAAUUAAGUGAAAGUACUUUUUUUAAUUAUUGAAAGAUGUAUUCAAAUUCUUUUGUGAAAUUAACAAGAAAAAUUACAGGUUUCUGUUAUUGGCUUGGCCAGCUUUCCCACCAUAUAGAACUAAGUUCUAAAUUAACUUCCCCAGUCAGUAUUGACUUAGUGAAAUUAAGGAACUAUAACAGGUCGCUGUACCCAUCAGUUAGGGAGAGGGACUGUUGGCUGGGCCCUCUACCCUGGUUAAGAUUCAGCAAAUCCUGUUGUAGACUCUUGCAGCUAUUGAGUUGUAGUAAGAUUAAUCUCAACUCGAGCAUCUUCCUGCAGCUAGCCUAUUUUUAAAUAAUCCUGGCAGACCGGCAUGCCUAAUAUUUACACUCUUUGGUAACUGCAACCCAUGCAGAGUGAGAAGAACAGGUGAAAAUUGGUGAGGAAGUAAAAUCUGCAAGAGUUUGCAUCUCUUAGAAUUUUGUUCUAAAAUGCAAACAAGAAGAAAAGGAAGAAUAGCUGCAUUUAAGUGCUGGCAGCAACUCUAAUAUUUGUAAAUAUUAGGGAAUAGAUUUUUACUUGUUCCUUUGUAGUAUUGUUUGUGUAUACUUUCUCACAGGGAAAGGCCAUAAAUAUAGUUAGGUCGGAUACUGUAUGAAAAUUCCCAAUCAGAUUGUUUGAGAAAUCUAAACAAGAUUUCUCCUUGAUCCUUGAGCUCCUUGAUCUGAGCUGAAGUCUGCUGGGUUAGGACAAUUAGUCCAGAAAUGUUAAACUCAUAAUCUCUUAUACAUUAAAGUGGCAAUUAAAUGACAGUACUUGUUUAGUAAAUGUAAGAAAUGCCACAUAAUUUUAUGUAGACUCUAAAUUGGUAAAGUAUACAAACUUGUAUUAAAGGUUCAAAUUGUGUAGAUUUGUGUUUCCGAGAAGGAUUUUUUUUUACAGAAUUUGGAAUAUUUUCCUGUUUAUUUUGGAUUAUUCUGCUAAGCAUCAGUUGUAUGCAUUUUAGACUGUAGCUGAUGGAUUUAAUGGCUUUUGCAUCCAGAGCCAGCUAGCAGCUGUUUGCCCUUAAGAUAUUCUAACUCAUGAAAUAAGUGAAGAUUUUUUUUCCUUGUUGAGACGGUGUAUUUGUAGAUUGGAAAUGAUUGACUUCACAGAAAUGUGCAAAUGCAUUCCUAAAGUGCAACAAAUCUGCCUCAUGAUGCGUGUAAAAUAUCCCUGAUUAUCUUUUUGGCCAAGGAUGGUGGUUACUUCUGCAAUCAAAAUGUCGCUGAAGCAUUUGUUUUAAGUCUGCAAUCGGUUCAGUCAUGUAAAUUACAAUGUAUUGAACAAGGAAUAUCAUUUUACUGGUGGAAAAUUAUUUGAAAGCAUAGUAGAUGUUGAGCAAUAAUUUGAUGUUUGAGAUGUAAACCUGUUGGGAAAUUGAUCUAUCUUCUAAAGUUUCUUGAAUACUUGAGACUUGCAUUAUCAUUGCUUCUUAGUUUUUGUGAAUGUACAAGAACCAAAAUAAAUAGAAA
Molecule: messenger RNA, 5567 nt
Organism: Pristis pectinata (smalltooth sawfish)
Lineage: Eukaryota; Metazoa; Chordata; Chondrichthyes; Rhinopristiformes; Pristidae
Exons: 13
Coding region: 243-1766 (507 amino acids)
Source: RefSeq, a predicted model, not a curated record